AUGCAGAAGAUUGUUGCCUUGCUCCAUCCAUUGCAUGGGAUCUUGGAGAACAUCCUGGACAUAGCUUCUGAGGAGAAGGUAGAAAGGAUUUCCGAGCAAUCAAAUCUUGAUCCGGAGGAUGGGCUUAGAUUCCUAGAACGGGAGGCUCUCAUUAUUAAUGAUCUGGCCAAGGAGGUGGAGAUCAAACUCUCACAGUGCAGGGAGAAGGAAAGGAAGGAGAAAAGCAGGAUGGAGAGUAUGAUAUCAAGCUUAAUGAAGGAGAACCAGGAUACUAGGAGCAUGCUUGAAGUUGCUACAACUGAGGAGGUGGCGGAGAAUAGCCUCCCCAUGUUUAGGGCCGAUGGUGAUCAGAGAAGAAGUGCAAUCCUGCAGAUUAAUGAGAAGGGAUUGCAGAAGGUUGGCUUUGGCUUCAUCAUGGAAGUGAUAGGUGGAGAAUCACAAGGAGAAGAGAUGAGCAGCUGCGGUGCCAGUAUGGUGGCAUCAAACGGAAGAGAAAGUAAACAGGAGGUUGACAGUCUGGUUUCAAUAGUUGGUAAGACACUGAAAAACCUGCAUCACGAAAUCAAUAAUCUCAGACAGGCCUUUGACAAGUCCAGGUCAGAUUGUGAUCAUUUCAUCUCCUCGCUGCUGAACAUGCUCAGAAGAUAA
Molecule: messenger RNA, 648 nt
Organism: Lolium perenne
Lineage: Eukaryota; Viridiplantae; Streptophyta; Magnoliopsida; Poales; Poaceae
Source: RefSeq, a predicted model, not a curated record